This is a messenger RNA of Strongylocentrotus purpuratus (purple sea urchin), 3448 nucleotides long. Its product is annotated as glutamate receptor 1. The record is from RefSeq and is a predicted model, not a curated record. The transcript has 10 exons. Gene Ontology annotation, biological process: synaptic transmission, glutamatergic; monoatomic ion transport; modulation of chemical synaptic transmission. Gene Ontology annotation, molecular function: AMPA glutamate receptor activity; transmitter-gated monoatomic ion channel activity involved in regulation of postsynaptic membrane potential. Gene Ontology annotation, cellular component: postsynaptic membrane; AMPA glutamate receptor complex; plasma membrane. The coding region runs from base 231 to 2978 and encodes 915 amino acids. NCBI's taxonomy places the organism in Eukaryota, Metazoa, Echinodermata, Echinoidea, Camarodonta, Strongylocentrotidae.
CAUGAAUGCGUAAUGAGGUAGUUUUAGUCGCCCCUUCGCUUUCGCUAAACCGUUUGCGAGAGGCUAUAUUUCUCACGACUGCUACACGAAGCUAGCCUGCUAGCUUGGAUAUUGCUCUCGUAUUUCCAUCACAACCUCCAAGAAACGCUUGUUUCUGAAGGAGAAAGCUAUCAUCUAGAAGAAAAAGUCGGAGAAGGAUACAGGGAGUGUAUCUUCGGAGAGCAUAAGAGAUGGCGAAAGCAAUAUUCUUGACGGCGUGCCUCCUGAUUCUGCAGCAGGCAUUUGCCGCCGAAAUUUCAAUCGGGGCAUUCUACGGUAUGAUGACCGACAAGGACGACGAGUACAAACGAAUCAUCGACGACGCCGUCGAUUACGUAACCAGACAAGCAUGGAGCAAUCAAAACACCCUCCGAGUGACCCACUUUCAACCCGACACGAACGCCCUAGGAGAACCGGAAGUGAGCACCAAUAUCUUCCAGGCUGUCCAGAUUGAGGUAUGCGCCGAUGCCCGCAGCAGUAGCCUUCGCGGUAUCGUGCUGCCUCACGACAUCUGCAUGGAUUGUAACGACAUCAGCGGUGUUAUCGGCGACGCCAUCAACCCAAUGGUCGCCAUUGACCUGGCUGGCGGAGAUUACUCCAUCAAGCUCUACCCCGAUGUCGAAGACCUCGUCGAUAUGUUUGCCGAGGUCAUCAACUACACCAAGUGGCGCGAUUUCCUCCUCAUCUACGACGGCGACAACGCCCAAGGAAUCGUGGAGGAGAUGACCGCCCAGGCCAACAGCCGAAACCAGACCAUCCAGAUCCUUCCUAUCGGUGAUGACAUGAUGGAGAUGCAGAAGACCAUCGAAGAAAGUUCCAUCAAGAACAUUCUCCUCUUCUGCCAGUACGAGGAGAUCUGCCUUGAUGUUGUCAAAAUGGCCAUUGAUGAAGGACUUAUGAUAGAUGGGUACCAUUGGUUCCUUGGCAAUAUUGACUUACCGCUCACCUGGGACGAAGUCCGGCAGAUCCGUCUAGACGGCGCCUACAUCACCCGUCUUCAGAUGAACAAGCAGGCCAACGUCAACGUCAGGUACACCACCACCCGUCCGGAGAACCAGGAGGAGUGGCCUUUCCGACUCAAGAAUGCCUACGACGCCGUCGUCCUGUUCGGCGAGGCCUUCGAAAGCCAUCGAGCGCGCACGGGGUCUUUCCCGACUAAGGUUGCCCAGUGCCCCACGGCUUCGGAUACCUUUACGCUCUCCUCUGUCAUGCAGGAUGUCAAAGAAAUCAACUUCGAGGGUUUGAGUGGCCACAUCUCUUUUGAUGAAAAUUACCGUCGAACCAACUACUCCAUCACUGUGCACCAGGGCAAAGGUCAAACCGUCUACUUCUACACGGACAAUCAGUACCGAGCUGCCGGUGAGUGGGUACAGAGUAUCCCGCUAUGGCGCCAGGCUAACCGCGGUAUGACUUGGCCUAACCCCGGUUCACGACUUAACAUGUACGAGUUCAGGAAUGCUGAACUGAAGAGCAUCAUUGUUACGUCAUUGGAGGAAGCCCCAUACCUUAUCGACAGCGGUCAGGGUUUCAUCGGAUACAUCCCCGAGCUGCUGCGAGCCAUCAAGACCGUAAUGGAGAACGAACUCGGGCUCCCCUUUGACUAUGAAAUCGAACUGGUAAGCGAGGGCCAGUACGGACGUCUCGACGCUACCACUGGCAGAUGGAGCGGUCUUAUGGAGAAGCUUGUUGAAGGGUACGCUGAUAUCGCUGCUGCUCCCAUGGCUGUCACCAGUGAGCGAGACUUGUACAUCGAUUACACCGUACCCUUCCUGAAGAGUGACUUGGGUAUCCUGAUCGAGCAUCCUAGCUACGUCUGGGAGCACCCCUUCGUGCCAGUGUUCCCCUAUGACUGGAACGUCUGGAUCUGCAACUUCGCCGCCCUCUUCGUCAGCGGAAUCUUCCUCUUCCUCAUCUGCUACUUCAGCCCCUACGAAUGGCGAGCGAAGUCGCAGCGGGGCGAAGCCACCCCCGAGCAGGGCGAGAGCUUCAAGUUCACGAACACGGCCUGGUAUAUGAUCACCACCAUGUACCUGCAGAGUUAUGAUGUCUCCCCUCGCUCGAUGGCUGGACGCAUCCUCAGCGCCUUCUGGUACUUCUUCAUGCUCAUCAUGGUGUUCCUUUACCUCAUCAACCUGACCCCUUUCCUCAAGGCAUCCAAAGGCAUCAUCCAAGUGCGCGAUGUUGGUGAUCUCUUCGAUCAGACCACCGUCGAUGUCGGUUUCGUCAAGGACAGCUCUGCCUACGACUUCUUCCGCGAUAACCGCAUUCCCGAAUACAAGCGCCUCUGGGAGACCGUUCAGUCGGCCGUGUCCAUGUACCGUGACGACAGCGGUAUCGUCCUCGAGGUGGAAGAUGGUGUCGAACGAACCAGGUAUUCGAACGGCAAGUACGCCUUCAUCCACGACCGACGCGUUCUGGAGCAAGGCUCCAAGCAGUGGCCAUGUAAUUUGGUCAUUACUGGGGGAAGCUUUGCUACUGUGGAAUACGGGUUGGCUGUUGCUUCAGGGUCACCCUUGAGGGAUCAGCUGUCCUGGUGUGUCGAACGGCUCAUGGAACGUGGUGUCUUGGAAGAGAUGUGGAUCAACGACACCUGGGUCGAUCCUCAACGCCGUGGACCCUGCAACAAUCAACGUAUGUCUUACUGGGAGCGGCAGGCUCUUUACUCGCUCACCGGCGCCGAUCUACAGGGUAUGUACUACCUCAUGAUCAUCGGCAUGGGUUCGGCAGUCAUCAUCUUCGCGUUCGAAGUCCUUGCCUUCCAGUUAGGUGUAGGUGCCAACGCCCCGCGGGUCAGUCGGAACGAUGCCCAUGAAAUGCGCCGCCCACAGGCCGCUUCAUCGGGUGGCGGCAUGGGCGGUGGCAUGGGCGGUGGCAUGGGUGGUGGUGGUGGUGGUGGUGGUGCAAGUGGUGGUGCCAACGACGGGAAAAUGUGGAUCUAGCCCCUUCCCCUCCCACAUCUCCCAGCACUCCUUUUAUUAAGUUUCUCUCUUUUUCAUUUCUCAACGUACAGUACUCUAUUUCAGUUUUUCUACUAUAGUAUCUAAAAAUGUGUUCGGAUUUCAAGAUUCAGUUUAAUAUGGCUUAGUUUGUAAUGUUUAAUAUUGUUGGAAAUAAUCCAAUAGUUUAUGAUAGGGAAAAAAAAACAUUUUUCAAUCCUCUGUUUUUAAAAAGUAACUUAGUUGAAUAAGACGUGUGUGUUUCAUUUAUCUUUUAAAUGAAAAAAAAAACUAUUUUUAUUAUAUUCCUUUGAUGUUAGUUGAAAGAAUUGCCUAUGUCUGUCUCGAACAAUGGCUGAAACUCUUGUUACAUUUGUAUGGUUCCAAGUGAGAAGUCCUUCACCCAUAUUCCACCUUUUCUGUAGUUCUGUCGGCUUUAUCAAUAAAUACGUCUUUUUAUCAGGAUUUGAAAA